GCGCGGGCCAGCGUUCACUCACUCGCGGGGUUGAGAGCGCGAGAGGCGGACAGUCGCGUGUCGCUGGUGUACGGAGCUUGUGGCAGGUGGAGCUUCAGCUCUCUCGCCCCGCCUCUCAAACCUCAGUCCACUUGUGUUUACACCUCAGAACCUUUUGGGCUCUGUCAUACUUGUGGGAGGUUGAGCCUCAGCUCUUGGGCGCCGCCUCACACCCAACAACUGACUUGAAAGGAGUAAAAUAUAUAUGUAAUAAGCUUGAAGUAUAUAUGUGGCGGACUUGAGGACUGUGAAGGUGUAUAUGUAUACACCGCUCAUACACCUUAGAGCUGCCACCACUGUAGAGGAGUGUGAAGACUGACCAAGCUGACUGUUGCUGCUGGCCGAGAGACACAAGUCAUCAAUGCCUUCCUAAAAACCUUCACAUCCGGCCCGUCUAAACUGACGAUGGGGCCAGAGUUCAUGUGGACGGAGGGUCCUGAGGAGUGCGCGGGUAUCGAGUGCGGUCCCGCAGGGCCAGAUAACGCCAGCAUGGGUAUGCUUACCUCUACCCACAUGCCCAGGGGUGACAACCUGCCGGAUAUAUCCUUCCCGGCGUACAUGCAGGGUGUGUACACAGGGUGGUGCCUGGUGCUGCUGGUGGUAGGCCUGGUGGGCAACGUGUUGGUGCCCCUGGUCGUGGUCAGGGACCGGGAGCUGAGAGCCGCGUCGACCAGUGUGUUUAUAGUCAACCUGGUCGCUGCCGACCUGCUGGUCCUGGGCGUGUGUCUGCCAGCCCUCAUCUCCGAGCUCUUCGCCCCGCCCGCUGUCUGGGUCCUCCCUGCCUCUAUGUGCAAGGUUGUGCCGUACCUGGAGUUCACGGUGGCCCACGCCUCCAUGCUGACCAUCCUGGCCAUCUCCGUGGAGCGGUACCGGGCCAUCUGUCACCCCCUCACUGUGGCCGCCUCCUGCACCAGGCUCCGGGCCGCCCUCACCUGCCUCCUCGUCUGGGUCAUCGCCACCUGCCUCACCAGCCCGGUGAUCGCCCUGACGGAACACAGACGUGUCCGAUACAUUGAUGAGUCCAUCGUUCCUGUCUGCUACACGCGGGCUGACAAACCCUGGGCUCAGGUGUUCGUGGUGUCGUCGAUGGUGGGGCUGUUCUUCCUGCCGCUGGUGGUGCUGGUGGGCCUCUACUGGAGGAUCGCCCGCCAGCUGCUCCUCGAGGACCAGCAGCUGUGUAGGGAUAAGCCCAACCCACACCUCCAGGCCCGUAAACAGGUGGUGGUGAUGCUGGGCACGGUGGUGGUCGUGUUCUUCAUCUGUCUGCUGCCAUACCGAAUCUUCAGCCUAUGGUUCAUCUUCACCACCAAAGAAUCAGAGCAGUCAAUAGGUCAGGAGACGUACUACAACCUGCUCUACGCCUUCCGUGUGUUGGUCUACGUCAACUCUGCCAUCAACCCGGUGCUGUACAACGUCACAUCUUCCAAGUUCCGCGGCGCCUUCUUCAGGUUGCUAGGCGUGGGUAGCGGGGAGCAGGUGUGGUGGUGGACGCCCCAAGCGGGGGUCAACACUGGCAGCAGCUCCUGCAGGAGCAGCAGCACCGCCACCAGCCUCACCAAGGCUCGUGCCCCCUGGAGGAGCCAGAGGCUGGUGGUCCGCUGUAGCUACACUUGUCUCCAGCGGGAGGGAGAGACGUGUCCGCUGGUACCCCAGCAGCCCGCUGCACCUGCCGUCUGGGGCACCGUCAACCCGGCCCAGCAGCCCUCCGGCAGCCCCUUCCUCGCUAGGUCCUCCUGCACCCGCGACGCUGUCAGGCAGAUUGAAAGCUUCGUUUAACGAAGUAAUUCAACGCCCUUGCUCUACUAGUUUUCCCCUGAAGGAUUGUGUGCAAGUCUCCAUACAGUCUGAUCUCCUCACAAUCAGAGCUCAAACGUCCGGCACUGUUGAGUUUGAAGCUGAUCAGGCUUUAACAGAAGCAGAUUCAGAAUUCGCCAGAAUUCAUUUCGGCAGAUUCAUUUGCCAGAAAUGACUGGCAAAUGAUUUUUUAUAUUAAUAAAUGCAAGAACCUGCAUGUGGGGCGCCUCCACCACCACGAUAAUAACAUUACAUUACAGCAGGAGCGGACAGCAGCAGCAGCAGCAGCAGCAGCAGGAGCGGACAGCAGCAGCAGCAGCAGGAGCGGACAGCAGCAGCAGCAGCAGCAGCAGGAGCGGACAGCAGCAGCAGCAGCACCAGCAGCAGCAGCAGCCAGAGCAGUGAGCCCCACACCAGCGGUCCUGUGCACUGAGCAGGUUAUCUUGAUCACUGGCUGGCUUAUAUCACCUCCUGAGAGUGAUCACAUUGUUAUCACCCACAAUGUACCACCACUAUUGCUCUAACUGUUUGUCAUAUAACUGGUGUGAACCUGAACCAUAACUACAUGCUCAUUACUCUUAUCAAGACUGUGUGUUAACUUGUAUUGCUAAGACAAACAAUAAAGUUUUUAUGUACACUG
This is a messenger RNA of Procambarus clarkii (red swamp crayfish), 2473 nucleotides long. The record is from RefSeq and is a predicted model, not a curated record. NCBI's taxonomy places the organism in Eukaryota, Metazoa, Arthropoda, Malacostraca, Decapoda, Cambaridae.